Sphenostylis stenocarpa is the source of this 4338-nucleotide messenger RNA. Lineage: Eukaryota; Viridiplantae; Streptophyta; Magnoliopsida; Fabales; Fabaceae. The record is from the annotation of a GenBank genome assembly.
AUGGCUGCAUCCAUCCAUGUGUUCCUCAACUUCAAUAGGGGAGAUACAUUAAAAUUCGCUUACGUACUCCGCGGGGCACUUGAUAAAAAAGGAAUCCACACUUUCAUUGAUGAUGGGAACUAUUACGAACAAAAUUACGUGAAGGGAAUGCAAGAAUCUAAGGUUGCCAUCAUUGUGCUCUCUGAAAACUAUGCUUAUUCCUCGUUUUGCUUAGAUAAACUUGCAACCAUCCUUGACUGCCAGAGGAAAGGAUUGUUGGUUGUUAUACCGGUCUUCUAUAAGGUGGAUCCUUCAUAUGUCAGACACCAGAAAGGUAGUUAUGGAGAGGCAUUGACUAAGCAUGAGAAAUGGUUCAAGGCUAAUAAGGAGAAGUUGCAGAAAUGGAGGAUGGCUCUGCGUGAAGUUGCUGACUUGUCUGGAUAUCUUUUCAAUGAUGGGUACCCACCUAAAUCUUUUUUACCUUACAGUUUUUGUAUAUAUGGAGCUGCUGGAGUAGGAAAAUCAACACUUGCUCGAGCAGUUUAUUCAGUUUCUGGACAUUUUGAUGGUUCGUAUUUCCUUGAAAAUGUGAGAGAAAAAUCGAACAACCAUGGGUUGGAAUACCUCCAAAGCAUCCUUUUCUCAAAAAUACUUGGAGAGAAGGAAAAUAAAUUAACAACUUCGCAACAAGGAAUUUCAAUGAUAAAGCAGAAGCUCCAAAGAGAGAGGAUUCUCUUGAUUUUAGAUGAUGUUGACAAAUACGAACAAUUAGAUGUUACCCUGGGAAUACCCAUUUGGUUGGGACCGGGUAGCAGAGUCAUCAUCACUACUCGAGACAGAGAAAUGCUAAAAUAUCCUGAGUUUAUAAAAUUUUAUAAGUUGAAGGAAUUGAAUAAUAGUAAUGCUCUUCAAUUGCUUACAUGGAAAGCUCUUCGAAAGGAAAAAGCUAAUCCAAGACAUUUAAAUGUCUUAAAGCGUGCGGUAAGUUGUGGUUCUCGCCUUCCAUUGGCCUUGGAAGUAAUAGAAUGUAGACUGACAGAUGUUGAAGUUAUACUUAGUGUUCACUAUGGUCACAGCAUUAAACAUCAUAUUGGCGUGUUGGUUGAAAAAUCUCUCUUGAAGUUUGAUUAUUUUGAUGAUAGACUUACAUUGCAUGGAUUGAUGGAAGACAUGGCUAAAGAAAUUAUCCGGAAGGGAUCACCAGAAGAGCCAGCGAAACACCGUGGAGGAUGGUUACCGAAAGAUAUGAUGCAUGGUUUGGACUAUAACACGGAGUUCGAGAAUCUAACCGUCUUGAAUUUUGACGACAAGCUUAUGAGUUUUCCAUCUCUCAACUUGAUCUCUCUUGAAAGACUUGAACUUUCAAAUUGUUCCCGUCUUGAGAAUUUUCCGGAAAUAUUAGGAAAGAUGGAAAACAUAAAAGAACUUGAAUUGUUUAACCUUCCCAUAAAAGAAUUGCCAGUUUCAUUUCAAAAUCUUAUUGGACUAGAAAAAUUACUCCUGAUGUGUGGAUUAGUUCAGUUACGAAGUAGCAUUCUCACGAUGCCUAAGCUAUCUGUAUUUAGAGCUGAGCGUUGCAAAUGGUGGCAAUGGGUAAAUUCAGAAGAUGAAGAAGAAAAAGUGGGCUCAAUAGUACCUUCAAAGGUAGAUUGUUUUAUUGCUCAAAAUUGCAGCCUGUAUGAUGAUUUUUUUUCAAUAGGUUUCAAGAUGUUAGCUCAUGUGACAUAUUUAGAGUUACCGGGGAAUAAUAUCACAUUCCUUCCUGAAUGCAUCGAAGAAUUUCACAACCUGUAUGCUCUUGAUGUGAGUAAUUGCAAGCAUCUUCAGGAAAUUAGAGGAGUUCCAUCAAACUUGAAACAUUUCAGGGCAUUAAACUGCAUAUCCCUAUCUUCCUCCAGUUCAAGCAUGUUGUUAACUCAGAAACUUCACGAGGCUGGACAUACUGAGUUUUGCCUUCCAGCAUCAAGUAUUCCAGAGUGGUUCAAUCAUCAAAGCAGGGGACCUUCAACUUCUUUUUGGUUUCGGAACAAGUUCCAAGCCAAUGUUCUUUGCAUUCUUGUCGCACCUGUGGGAUACGAUAUUACCUUGGAUUGUCCUAUUCCCAUGCUGUUCAUCAAUGGCAAAGUUCAAGAAUAUCACUUUCAUAGUUACAAGGGAAAAGGGAGGAUGUUGAAAUUGGAUCACACAUAUCUCUUUGAUCUACAGGUGCUAUCUUUCGAUAAUAAUAUGUUUGAAGUGCCUUUAGAAAAGGAAUGGAUGCAUGUGGAGGUUACAUAUGAAGGUGUGUUAGAGACCUCAUUAGUUAAAGCAACUGGAAUCCAUGUAUUCAAACAUGAAAGUAGCAUGGAGGAUAUUCAAUUUGCUGAUCCUUAUAGCAAGAGAAAAGUAGACCAUGAAUCGCAAAACCACCCAUUAGAAAACAUAGAUGUCAGCUAUGAUGUGUUCCUCAGCUUCAGAGGCUUUGACACACUCCAUGGUUUUACUGGCUAUCUCUACAAAGCUCUUCAAGACAGUGGAAUCCACACUUUCAUUGAUGAUGAAAGCCUUCAGAGAGGAGAGGAAAUAACACCAACAACUGUGAAAGCAAUUAAAGAGUCUAGGAUUGCCAUCAUUGUGCUCUCUAUAAACUAUGCUUCUUCCUCCUUUUGCUUAGAUGAACUUGCUACCAUCCUUGACUACCUUAAGAGAAAAAGACUGCUGGUUUUACCAGUCUUUUAUAAUGUGGAUCCUAUUCAGGUGAGAUAUCAGAGAGGUAGUUAUGGAGAAGCCUUGGCUAAACAUGAGGAGAGGCUCAAGGAUCACAUGGAAAAGUUGGAGAAAUGGAAGAUGGCUCUACAUCAAGUAGCUAACUUGACUGGAUAUGAAUAUGAGUUUAUUGGGAAGAUUGUUGAGUGGGUCUCCAGAGAGAUUGACCCUGCUCAUUACCCAGAAGGACUAGAGUCACAGGUGCUAGAAGUAAGGAAACUUUUGAAUGUUGGAUGUGAUGACGGUGUCCACAUGAUAGGGAUCCAUGGUGUUGGUGGGGUAGGUAAAUCAACACUUGCUCAAGAAGUUUAUAAUAAUUUGAUAUCUGAUCAUUUUGAUGCUUCAUGCCUUAUUGAAAAAGUGAGAGAAAAAUCAAACAAGCAUGGGUUACAAUACCUCCAAAGCUUACUUUUUUCGAAAUUACUUGGAGAGAAGAACAUCAACUUAAAAAGUGUGCAACAAGGAACUUCAAUGAUACAACGUAGGCUCCAGAAAAAGAAGGUUCUCUUGAUUCUAGAUGAUGUUGACAAGCAGGAGCAAUUGCACGCAGUUGUUGGAAGAUCUGAUUGGUUUGGUCCUGGCAGCAGAGUCAUAAUCACGACACGAGACAAAAAACUGCUAGCCUCCCAUGACGUUCAAAGAACAUAUGAGGUGAAGAAAUUAAAUAAGAACAAUGCUCUUCAAUUGCUUAAAUGGAAAGCUUUUAAAAUGCAUUACUUUGAUCCAACGUAUGAGGAGCUUUUCAAUCGUGCAGUAACUUUUGCUUCUGGCCUUCCAUUAGCUUUGGAAGUAAUAGGUUCCAACUUGUAUGGAAAAAGCAUAGAAGAAUGGAAAUCUGCCAUCCAUCAAUUUGAAAAGUAUCCUGAUAAUCCAAUCCAAACAAUACUUAAAUCAAGCUUUGAUUCGUUGGAGGAAAAAGAAAGGAGUGUUUUUCUUGACAUUGCUUGUUGCUUCAAAGGAUAUGAAUUGGCAGAGGUUGAAGAUAUACUUCAAGCUCAUUAUGGUCAGAGCAUGAGGUGUUAUAUUGAUGUAUUGGUUGAUAAAUCUCUAAUAAAGCUUAAUCCUGGUACAAAACCUUGUUAUGAUACAGUUACAUUGCAUGACUUGAUUGAGGACAUGGGUAAAGAUAUUGUCCGACAGGAAUCACUGACAGAGCCAGGUGAGCGCAGGAGAUUAUGGUUACUGGAAGAUGUAAGAGAAGUUUUAAGAAACAACACGGGAACUAGUAAUAUUGAAAUCAUAUGUCUGGAUUUCCCCAUAUUUGAUCAAGAAGAAACAGUAAAAUGGGAUGGAAAGGCUUUCCAGAAUAUGCAAAACCUCAAAACACUCAUUAUUAGAAAUGGUAAUUUUUCCAAAGGUCCAGAAUAUCUCCCAAAUAGUUUGAGAGUACUUGAAUGGUGUAGAUAUCCGUCAGAUUGUUUGCCAUCUGAUUUUCAUCCAAAGGAACUUGCCAUAUGCAAGAACUACAUGAGGUCAGAAACAUUCUGCUUAAUUUGCCAGGACAAGGAUUCGAGAGUGGUUCAAUCCGUAAAGCAUGGGACCUUCAACAAGUUCAUUGUCUUGCAAAAAGUACAUAAAGGGGAAAAAGGAAAUCAGAGAAUGAUGGUUGAGUAA